AGGCGAGCGGUGGAUGAGGCGGGACGUGUGGCGCUGCGCUCGGCUCCCCCGAUGGCGGUGUGGACGCGGGCGUGCAAGGCCGGCCUGGUGGAGGUGCUGCUCCGCGAGCGCUGCUGGGUGCGGGCGCUGGCCGAGCUGAGCGGCGAGGCCUUGAUCCUCAGCUCGGAGCCGGAGCCGCCGCUGAACGGCCUCCCGAACGGCUCGGAGUGGGGCAGCCCCGGAGGGAGGCGCAGCGAGGCCGGGUCCGGGUCCAGCCCGCCGGAGCUGCGCGGGGCCGCCUCUGCCUCCGCCUCGCCGCCCUCCUCGCCGGGCUCGCCGCCCCUGCUGCCUUCCCCUCCGCCGGGGGUGCGGCGCGUGCGGGUGGUGAAGGCCGAGGCGGGCGGGCUGGGCAUCAGCAUCAAGGGCGGGCGCGAGAACCGCAUGCCCGUCCUCAUCUCGCGCAUCUUCCCGGGGCUGGCGGCCGAGCGGAGCGGAGCCCUGCGCCUCGGAGACGCCAUCCUCUCCGUCAACGGCGUCGACCUCCGGGAGGCCACCCACGACCAGGCCGUGCAGGCCCUCAAGCGCGCCGGGAGGGAGGUCCUCCUCGAAGUGAAAUACAUGCGGGAGGCCACCCCGUACAUCAAGAAACCCUCGCUCGUGUCGGACCUGCCCUGGGAUGGGGCCCCUCCGCAGUCCCCCAGCCUCAGCGGCAGUGAGGACUCCGGCUCCCCGAAGCACAUCCCCGCCAAGGACCGCAAGGUGAUCCCCUUGAAGAUGUGCUAUGCCACCCGGAACCUGAGCAUGCCGGACCUGGAGAACAGGCUGAUCGAGCUGCACUCCCCGGAUGGCCGCAACACCCUGAUUCUACGGUGCAAGGAUCCGGCUACAGCGCAGGCCUGGUUUGCGGCCAUCCAGGCCAACAUAGCGGCCCUUCUGCCACAGGUCCUGGCAGAGCUCAAUGCCAUGCUGGCUGCCAGCAACAGCCCCGGGAGCAGCAAGGAGGUCAAGCACAUUGCCUGGCUGGCUGAACAGGCCCGACUGGACGGGGGCCGGCAGCAGUGGCGGCCGGUUGUCCUGGCUGUGACGGAGAAGGACCUGCUGCUUUACGACAGCGUGCCCUGGACGAGGGACGCCUGGGCCUCCCCCUGCCACAGCUACCCCCUCAUCGCCACCAGGCUGGUCCACUCUGGCUCUCGGUCGCCCUGCCUGGGCUCGGAGCUGACCUUUGCCACACGGACGGGUUCCCGGCAAGGCAUCGAGAUGCACAUCUUCCGCGUGGAGACUCAUCGGGACCUCUCCUCCUGGACCCGCAUCCUGGUGCAAGGCUGCCACACUGCUGCAGAGCUCAUCAAGGAGGUGUCCUUAGGCUGCGUCUGGAACAACCAGGAGGUCCGCCUCAGGGUCCACUACGAGAACGGCUUCACCAUUUCCAAGGAGGAGGCAGGAGGCUCCUCCAGCGUCCUCUUCCGGUAUCCCUUUGAGAAGCUGCGGAUGUCUGCGGACGACGGCCUCAGGAACCUCUACCUGGAUUUCGGGGGACCGGAGGGGGAGCUGGCGCUGGAGCUCCAUUCCUGCCCGAAGCCCAUUGUCUUUGUGAUGCACACGUUCCUCUCGGCCAAAGUGACCCGCAUGGGCCUCCUGGUGUAGCAGGCGAUUUUGAGGGCGGCACCAGCCACAAAGCGGCACCGACUCCUGCCUUUGCCGAUCCCUGCUCCUCCCUUCCUUCUUCCCUCCCUUUGACGCCUCAGUGCCUUAGUGGGGCCCCCGAGGGGCAGCGGCAGAAGAAGGGCUUCGGGGGAAGGACCGCCUUCCCGAAAGAGGAGCAAUGGACGCUGGAAGGGAAGGGAAAGGAAGGGACAGAUGCCCUCGCCAUCCGAUUAUUCGCUGGGAGCCGGGCCCUGAGGGCAGGCCCUCGGUCAGCUCCCAUCUUCGGGUCUCAAGAAGCCAUGUUUCCCGUAUCACUCACCAAAAGUGCCUUUGGGGCCGGAAGGAGGGCUGCAGAACAAAGGGCCAGUGCUGUGCCUGGUCUACGGUGGGGCUCACUUUCUUGCAGGGACCUCCAAAAAAAGGGUAAAAGCAGCCUUUCCCCUGGUUUAUUGAUCUGGGUCUGUUUAGCUUCCAGAAGAGAAGGUUGAGAGGAGACAUGAGAGCCAUGUAUAAAUAUGUGAAAGGGUGUCAUGAGGAAGAGGGUGCAGGCUUGUUUUCUGCUGUCGCUAGGAUAUGAAGCAAUGAGUUCAAAUGACAGGAAAGGAGAUCCCACCUGGACAUUAGGAAGAACUUCCUGACUGUAAGAGCUCUUCAACAGUGGAACUCACUGCCUCAGAGACUUAUGGAGGUUCCUUCCUUGGAAGCUUUUAAACAGAGGCUAGUUGGCCAUCUGUUGGGAUUGCUUUGAUUGUGCUUUUCCUGCCUGCCAGGGGGUGGGACUAGAUGGCCCAUGUGGUCUCUUCCAACUCUGUGAUCCCAGUGGUCAGGAGGACAGAGAUUGUGACUAUUUUUGAGACCAAAAGAGAAGGCAGAGCCUUGGAAGGGAUAAAAGCAAAGUCUUAUUCUGCCAACUUAAGGGAGACAACUCCCUCUUUCUUUCCUGAGUCUCAGCCUCUCUUUUUACUGAGUUUCCUUUGGAGGUUUCUUAUGCCUUUUGCUUUUGAGUCUCAACUCUCAUUGCAGGAAGCAAUGUUGUGAGGUGUUGUGAGGAUCCAGAAAAUAGCACUUGCACUCAAUGUGGGGGUGGGUUGUGUUCUGUGUGAGGAGGACUAGACAGUCUUCUUUUGUUUUUGCAAAUCAGUGAUAUUCUGGGACACAAAGAUCCUGUCCUUGUUGUGCAGGAAACGCUGAUCGUGUUGAGGUGAUAGAGAAGGCCAAUGGAGGAAACGUAGGAGACGUAGCCCUCAGCGUGGGAUGGAGUAGAGUUGCGGUUGUGAGCCCAGAGUUGUGCCAAAAUGCAUUGUUGGAGGAGGGGGGCAGGAGGGAAAGUGUGUUACGUGCCUAAGAAAGAGACCCCUGUUUCCGCCCGAGUCCUGUGCAGGACGCAGUGUCCAUGGGGCACAGAGCAGCCCUUGGUGAUGGGGCUCGUGGCCCUCACUGCUGGGGAAAUUGGUCAAUGGUCCUUGGAGCCUAUUGCUUCUCAGAUCCACAGGCUCCCUUUCAGAUGUUUCCUGUGUUCCAUCAGCUAGUUUAGGCUGAUGAGAACCAAAUACAUGGGGUUGGGUGGAAUGCUGAGCUGGGCCUGCUGCUGUGGAAAGGCUAAGCUCCUUAAGGGCUGCAAUCAAAUUAUUGGCAUGGCGUUGUGGAUAUUUAUUGCAGUUUGGAGAAGAAGGGAAGAAAUAGAGGGAAGGUAAGAACGCAAGAAGGAAGACGAGAAGGGAAGAUGUGUUGUCAAAGGCUUUCAUGGCUGGGAUCACAGCAUUGUAUGUUUUCCGGGCUGUAACUCACAACCUCUGAGGAUGCCUGCUAUAGAUGUGGGCAAAACGUCAGGAGAGAAUACUUCUGGAACAUGGCCGUGCAGCCCGGAAAACAUACAACAACCCCAAGGGAAGAUGUGAGUCGAAGGCUUUCAUGGCCAGGAUCACAGGGUUGUAUAUUUUCCGGGCUGUACAUCACAACCUGAGGAUGCCUGCCAUAGAUGUGGGCGAAACGUCAGGAGAUAAUAACAUGGCCAUACAGCCCAGAAAACAUACAACAGCCCCAAGGAAAGAUGCGAAUCGAAGGCUUUCAUGGCCAGGAUCACAGGGUUCUUGUAUGUUUUCCGGGCUGUAUGGCCAUGUUCCGGAAGCAUUCUCUCCUGACGUUUCGCCCACAUCUAUGGCAGGCAUCCUCAGAGGUUGUGAGGUUGUAGGAUAUACCCCACUUGCCUUGUUUCCAACAGACCUCACAGUCUCUGAGGAUGCCUGCCAUAGAUGUGGUUGAAACGUCAGGAGAAUAUACUUCUGGAACACGGCCAUACAACCCGGAAAAUAUACAACAGCCCAAAGGGAAGAUAUGUUGUUGAAGGCUUUCAUGGUCAGGAUCAAAGGGUUGUUUGUUUUCCGGGCUGUCUGGCCAUGUUCCGGAAGUAUUCUCUACUGACGUUUCGCCCACAUCUACAGCAGGCAUCCUCAGAGGUUGUGAGAUAUACCCCACGUGUCUCGUUUCCAACAGACCUCACAACUUCUAAGGAUGCCUGCCAUAGAUGUGGGUGAAACGUCAGGAGAGAAUGCUUCUGAGACAUGGCCAUACAACAUACAACAACCCAAGAAGGGAAGAGAAAGAAGGAAGGCAAGGAAAAGCAAGCAAGGCAAGCAGGAAUGAAGGAUAGAAAGAAGGAAGGCAGAUAAUAGAAGGUAGGAAGGAAGGAUGGAAGGCAAGGAAGGUGUCUGACGUCAGAAGAGGUUUAGAAAGAGGCAUUGGCGGGCGUUUAGAGGCCCUUCGUUCUGCCUCUUAUGGAAAGAGGCCUUAAGGAUCCACCUGAGGCCACCCACUCCUGGGACACUCUACCCUUGGUGGCACCAACCAGGGUCUAGUUCAGGACCUUUCUGAAAGCACUAUCCCUUUGUCCUGCAGCCGUUUCUCCUUGAAGGUCUCGUGGGUUGAGCGUUUACAGCAGGCACGAGCAAACUUGGGCCCUCCGGGUGUUUUGGACUCCAACUCCCACAAUUCCUAACAGCCGGUAGGCUGUUAGGAAUUGUGGGAGUUGGAGUCCAAAACACCCGGAGGGCCCAAGUUUGCUCAUGCCUGGUUUACAGUGCCAAAGAAGAGGCUUCCUUGUGCAGAGACCUUUUUUGCACAGAAACCACUACAGCUCCCUGCCUGUCUCUAUGCUGCGUGAAAGAGGCGAGUGUCUGUCUCUCUCGAUCUGUGUGUACAGUUUAAUAAUAUAUUCACCCGUGAGCAUUACAAAAAAAAGGCACAGUCCCGUAUUAACUGCCACAGCCCCUCGAAAACGUACAAGCAACUUUAUUUUUGUAUUCUUUGUAAAUGGUAUUUAUAUGCAAGAAGGACUUCUUUUUCUGUCUGUCUCUCUCUCAAAUGCUGGAGUCAAACCGAGCGGCGAGAAGAGUAAUAAAUAGUUCAAGGCAACCCUAUGGACGCACUUCUCAGCCCCAGAGUUAACACAACUGUAUAGUAUUGUACAUUACAAUGGAAACGGUGACUAAGGGCAAACUUGUUAGCCUUUAUCCUGUGUAUAAUAAAAGGUGUUUUGACA
Molecule: messenger RNA, 5164 nt
Organism: Anolis carolinensis (green anole)
Lineage: Eukaryota; Metazoa; Chordata; Lepidosauria; Squamata; Anolidae
Gene: sntb2
Product: syntrophin beta 2
Exons: 7
Coding region: 52-1626 (524 amino acids)
Cellular component (GO): intracellular anatomical structure; synapse; dystrophin-associated glycoprotein complex
Molecular function (GO): structural molecule activity; protein binding
Source: RefSeq, a predicted model, not a curated record